CGGUCUACUUACUUGUUCAUACCACAUCGGAGGAGCUUCCAGAAAGAUGAAUUAUUUCAUCCUCCUGUCGCUUUUUGCCACGAUUGUCGCCGGAAAGUCACCGCGGCUGAAAUUCGUUCUUCACGAGGCCUCCAGGUUCCACUUCAGCAGACCGGAGAACUACGUCAGCAUGUACCACCCGGAGGGCAGCGACAGGCUGUACGUGGGCGGCCGCGCCACGCUCUACAUGCUGAACUUCACCAGCGGGGGGGUCAGCAACCUGGAGAUCACAGCGGCGUCCGACCAGACUGCGAUCGAUACCUGCAAGGCCAAGUCCAGCCCGCUCGAGCUGGAGUGCGAUAACUUCAUCACCGUCAUUCAGAAAGUAAACGACACACUAUUAGUAUGUGGAACGAAUGCUGGAAGCCCCAGGUGCUGGAUGCUGGUGAACGACAGCGUGCUGACUGACGUCCAGGGCAACGGGCAGAUCGGGCCGUCCUCGGACAUCUCGCCCCCCUACCCGUCCCAGAGGUCCAUCAGCCUGCCUGCAGAUGGGAGCCUGUACUCCGCCAUGUCGUCGGUGGGGGGUCAGGCCGGCUCCAUCCGCCGAACGUUUGGCUCCCAGAAGCUCCUGAAGACGGAGAACGUUUGGCUGCUGAAUCCGCAGUUCGCGGGCGCGGCCAUAAUCCCCUCUUCAGUAAAGUACAAGGAGGAGGUGUACUUCUUCUUCAGCGAGAUCAACAAGACAGCCCGCGUGGACGAGGAGCCGUACAGAGCCCGCAUCGGCCGCAUCUGCACGGUGGACGAAGGCGGCAUCAGGGCCCUGCUGGCGGACUCGUGGACCACCUUCAUGAAGGCGCGGGUGAUGUGCGGCGCAGGAAACACGCAGCAGCAGUACAACAACAUGAAGCAGGCGGUGGUGCUGACGGCGGAGGACAAGAGGGCCGGGGUCCUGUACGGCCUGUUCUCCAACGCAUGGGGCAGGACGGUGAUCUGUGCGUACUCCAUCGAGGACAUCGACAAGGCUUUCUCCACGUCCAAGCUGAAGGGUUACAGCAGUUCGUUCAGCGGCAGUCGCCCCGGGACGUGCGUCCGCAAGAACUCCACGGCCGGAGAUCACGCCGACAUCAAGAACCUCGGGGUGAUCCGGUACCACCCGGAGAUCGAGGACGUGAUCCGGCCCGUGGGCGUGGCCCCGCUCGACCUGCCCACGGACGACCAGAUCACGCACGCCGUGGCGGACAUCGUCCUGGCGGUCAACGACGAGCACUACAGCGUCCUGUACCUCGGCACAGACCAGGGCAAAAUUCUAAAGGUUCUGCACACCAGCGAGGGCGUCUUCAUCAUAUCUCAGUACUCUCUGUUCCACAAUGAGGGCCCCGUUCUCAACAUGGCUAUUGACUCCCAGAAGGGACACCUGUACGUCGGGACAGCCAUGGAGGUCCAGAGACUGCCGCUGGCUGACUGCAGUCGCUAUGGCGACACCUGCAGGGAGUGCAUCCUUUCCCGGGAUCCGUACUGCGGCUGGGACCGCGCCAGGAGGAGGUGCCUGCCCAUCCCGCCCGGACACAACAACACCACCAGGACGCUUGUCCAGAACCUGGACCAUUCAAACUCCUCGGUUUGUGGGGAAGCUGCUGCUCUGAAGCAGCGCCGCACCUCCCCCAGAGAAGUGAUGGUGCAGUCCAACACCUCCGUCUUUCUGCCGUGCCCCGUGCGCUCCUUCCACGCAACGUACCGCUGGGAGAAGGACAACUGCGUCAGGAACUAUCCCUGCCUCUUCUCCGGAGACUUCUGCGUCCUGGGGCCGGCCGUGGACACGCCCCUGAAGAACGGCGUCUUCCGCUGCAUGGCCACCGAGGACGGCUUCAAGGUGGAGGUCAUCUCCUUCAGGCUGGUGAACGACGGGAGGCUCCUGGCCGCCUCCCUGGUCUCCACCCUGGGGCCGUCGCUCCUGCUCGCCAUGGCCACCCUGUGGCUCCAUUAACCGCAGCUAUCGCUAAUGCUAACCCCCCCAUUCUUACUGGCCCGCAGGAGGACGAGUUCGCAGAGUAUCCAAGUACACGGUUGGGUUGAAAUUUUCCUACAUUGAUUUUUUUUUAGAGAAAGAUUCCAUGAAAUAUAAACGAUAAAAUGCAUUUUCUUGCACAAAGCAACGUCUCUGCAGCUCGAUCGAUCCGACGAACGUUCGAUCCUCGAACCGACACUAAAGUGUUGCGGCCCAUAGAUCGACGCCCCCCUGCGGGUUCGAUUAACCAUAACUGGGUGCUUUGCGAACCUUUCCUCUCUGGCUCGAAACAUAUGGCAUGAGUUGGGGGGGAGGAAACAAUACCAGGCCAAUUCUUUUUACCAUCCUCUACUUCUUUCAAAUUGACUGUGCUUAUUUGUGAAUAUAUAAACUUUUAUGCCGCUCUUACUUCUUCUUCUUGUUAAGUUCAUCCGUAUAGCUCAUCAGUACAGUAAAUUGUCUGGUAUUGAGAUUUAAAAAGCCUUAACACUUCGGGGACAUGAACUCCUGAGCACAAUAUUGCAGUAGAGGCAGAAUCCCGCAGCCUCGGUCGGACCGGGUCGCUGCAAUCAGUGCGGCCGAGUCUGAGCAGCGGCGCCGGGAGGAAGUGUCCGCUUUACGACAGGAAGUGGGCGGGUGGGCGAGAGCUCACCUUCGAACAUCACUGUGUCUCAGCACCUCCUCCGCACGAGAGGCAGUUUUUUUUAUCAGCUGGAAUUAAAAAAGUGGUUAUUGCGCCUCGUUCACGGCUCUGUCCAUUGUUUUAUUAUUAGUAUUAUUUCUUUUAUACGCCAUCGUCUUUCCUCCGCCCAGGGAGCAAAAACAAUUGACAGGAGGUGUAAAAGAAAAAACGUUGCCCACAGCAGCUCAAUAUCAGCCUCUUGGGGGGGGACGAUGGUUGCAGGCGUUAUUAGUUCACAAUGUGUGAAGACGUGAACAAGGUGUUUCAAUAAACACACACUUCCUUCAUCAUAAGGGCAGACGGAGCGAAACGGAACCGCGUAUUAAGAUUGCAUUUCAUCGUUCGCUUGGAGAAAAAAAAAAAUAAUAGAAAAAAAGGCUUGUACUUGACUUACUGUGAAGUGCGUUCUGUACUGUAUUGCUCUGCAAGAUGCUGAUUUCAACCACUGCUGCCUGCUAGUGUGGCAUUUUGUCUUGUUUCUGUUGGGGUUUUCAUGCCAUAAUUAGAACGUGACACGUGACCAUUAACCGCUUCGCCUCUUUCCCCUGGGACAUCAGCGCGAAGACACGCGAGAAAGCUGUCAUUUUUAUUUCUGUGUCUCUCUGCUGUGAUACAAAAAGGCUCGACAGCCUCCGACGAGGCCGCAGGGUUUUUAUUGAGACCAGGAGGGCUGAUUAAAGCUCGGUGCAAAGGGAAAUCAAUUGCGAAUGUGGCCGUGGUUGAGUGGCAGCCGAAAUGCCCCCAGAAGAAGAACGCUAAACCUCAUGAAUACCGAUCAGCUGACUGGAGAAGGGAUGAAUUAUGCAGCGGAUUAGCAUGUUCUCCAAAGCUCUGGGAAUCCUCGUUCGCUGGCGUUACGUAAAGCCAACCAUGGCGAGCCUUCCGCCCCGGCAGGGACGUCAUUGAUUGCCAAUUAGACAAAGGAGCCGACUCCUCGUACGACUUAUUAGAGAACGUCACACGUCGUCAGGGGGCCGGAGCGCCGGGCGGCCGAAGGGUCGUGUGUUUCACUCAGCUCGCCGCUCUGGGAUCGGCUCGCUUUCCUAAACCGCGACUGCAGCGAAGGGGAGGAGCCUGAAGCAAUCAAACCCGGUGUCAUGAGCUUCCUUCACCACGAGGCCGUAACGACUAACCCGGUCGAGAGAACGUUUCCCCAUUCGACCCGCUUCGGCCUCGUAAAACAACACUGUGCGUAAAAACGUAACGUAACAAUCGCACAUAAUCAGCAACCGCCCUUAACUCGGUGGUGUCUGAUUUCAUGAAGGACAGAUGUGGCGGACACCUGGGUGGAAGUCCUGCGUUAGACCCACGCCGGCCCACAGAGGACCUUCUCAAAUCUUACCAGGUCGCUUUCAGUAACACUGGCUCGAAAAAAAUGUAGUACCAUGCCAACGUGUUUCUUGAUUACGAGGCUGUCAGGAGGGUUGUGGACGUUGUUCCACUUCAAUUCGUCGACGCUUUGCCUCGUUUUUUCAGUGUGCCCCCCAAAAAAAGACCACGCGUAAAUGAACCAAGGAUUCCUGUAACCAAGCGCUUCACUUUUCCUAAAGUUGGUGUUAAUUUGGCAGACGUCUACAUGGUGGAUUUGGGAGUGACCUUGAGUUUAAAUGGGGUCAGGUGCUCGUUGCUGUGCAGAGCUGAUUAUUAUAUUUCUCCCCAUGAGGUGAAGACAAGAUCUCGCUUUAAAAUGAAUGUUGAAUUCAGUUAUCAGUCCGUCGCAUGCGUCAGGGUCAGCUGGUCCGAUGACGGCUUCAAACAAAGCUCCCAAUUUUCCUUCAGGAAGCUAAUUUGGAUCUCGCUAUCGGCUGUGAGCGAAGGAGCCACUGUUUUUGUUUGCUGGGGGGGGUUUGAGUAUCGAGUACUGUACAUUGUGUGUGCCUGCGAUUCUGUGUCUCAAUGUAUCUCAUUUUAAAAGUAACAUACCAAACUAUUAUUAAAAAAAAAAAAAAGAUUUAUAUGCCAGUCGAUUUCCAUCUCAUAACAUGUCUUUUUGAAGAAACAAAUAUCUAUAGUACAAUAGAUAUUCAUGUAACAAGCCCAUAUUCACAUGUGUUUUCCUGAACAUGUGCGGUGAAAAUGAAUAAAAUAUAAGUAGAAAGAAA
Molecule: messenger RNA, 4771 nt
Organism: Gasterosteus aculeatus aculeatus (three-spined stickleback)
Lineage: Eukaryota; Metazoa; Chordata; Actinopteri; Perciformes; Gasterosteidae
Product: semaphorin-7A
Biological process (GO): positive regulation of cell migration; negative chemotaxis; semaphorin-plexin signaling pathway
Cellular component (GO): plasma membrane
Molecular function (GO): semaphorin receptor binding; chemorepellent activity
Source: RefSeq, a predicted model, not a curated record